Necator americanus (New World hookworm) is the source of this 837-nucleotide messenger RNA. RefSeq lists its product as uncharacterized. The transcript is spliced from 2 exons. The coding region runs from base 1 to 837 and encodes 278 amino acids. NCBI's taxonomy places the organism in Eukaryota, Metazoa, Nematoda, Chromadorea, Rhabditida, Ancylostomatidae. The record is from RefSeq and is a predicted model, not a curated record.
AUGACAUCCUACCUCCAGAAAGAAAGGAUCUCAGACCAGUGGAAGACCUCGCGAACCGUUCUUAUCCAUAAGAAAAGUGAAGGGGUUCAGCUGCUUGGGCCGCACCCAGACCGUGUCGAGGGUCAUAGAGGUUUGGCGGGAAUACCGGCUGUGUCAGCGCUGGUCGACCAAGGUGUGGACGCGUCCUAUGUGAGGACACUAGCCAGUUGCUACGAUCGAUGGACCACUAGGAUACAGCUUUUCCACCGCCUCUCCAACAUACUCAUUGGAAAGGGGAUACGACAAGGUAUUACUAUAUCGCCGAAGCUGCUCACGGCUGCAUUGCAAUGGUUAAUGAAAUCACUUUCCUGGGAAGAAAGGGGCAUACGUGUUGAUGGAAGAUUUCUCUCGAACCUUCGUUUCGCGGACGACAUUGUUCUCUUUUCGAGGUGUACCAAUGAAGCAGAGACGAUCCUCAAGGAAUUGAACGAAGCAGGAAGAAGAAUAGGAUUGCAAAUAAACAGAAGGAAGACACUUUUCAUGAAGAAUGCCUCCUGUGAGGAUGGAGAAGCACAAUUUGAAGCUUCCGAAAUCGUGGAAACUUCCUCAUACGUAUACCUCGGACGUUCUAUGGACAUGGAAAACGACUUGAAGGAAGAACUGAAUAGAAGAAUGAGAGCAGCAUGGAUAGCAUUCGCAGCCGUCAGGGAAGCUACGGGCCAACUGAAGGACCGAGAUCUUCGUGCCCAUCUGUUCGACUCGACAGUUUUUUCAGCGCUCUGUUGCGCAGCGGAGACGUGGGUAGACAUCGCUGCCACGUCCAGGAAGCUUCUUACUACCUACAGCGCCCCUGAGUGA